This is a messenger RNA of Aureobasidium melanogenum CBS 110374, 1218 nucleotides long. RefSeq lists its product as uncharacterized. The coding region runs from base 1 to 1218 and encodes 405 amino acids. The record is from RefSeq and is a predicted model, not a curated record. The transcript has a single exon. NCBI's taxonomy places the organism in Eukaryota, Fungi, Ascomycota, Dothideomycetes, Dothideales, Saccotheciaceae.
AUGCUUGGCCGCACAGUCGGCGCGCUUGCCGCCCUCUCGCUAGGCGCGAACGCCAUUCUUCUUCCGCCAGGUAUCAGCAAAAUCUCCGACUCGCGUUCUGGUGCUGUGGGAAUUGCCCUCGACCCCAAAUCUCAGGCCGUCAAGGUCCACUGUUCUGAAUGCGCCUUCCCCUCGCCCCAACAGGAGUCUGUCGAGGAGAAGGGAGAUGAUGGCAUUGUCUGGAUCCAAGGCGGCUCCAAGGACAUCCUUUUCAAUUUCACCAUCGAUGGCAACGACAAGGAUCUCCUCUUGAAUGGCGUCAAGGUCUAUCCCUUCCACGGCACACUUUCAUUCGAUGAACCUACCGUUGGCCAAAUCCAAUCUUCAGCCUCCCUGGCUGACAUCAAGAAUAACCCCGAGCAAAUCACCCCCCUCCGUGUCUCAUCGGCUAGUAUGAGCGUGCACGAGGAGACCAUCUCUGCUGUCAAUGACGUGCUUGUUAGCAUCAACUACCACGUCGGCAGACUAGAGUCGCAACCUAUGGCCCUUGACGCCGUUGACCUCAAGCUCCUGAAGGGCGCUGAUGGUUCGCUGAUGAUCGUCUCGGUCGAUGCUGCUCCUCCAAAGCACCAUUCAGGUCCCAAAUUCGCACCUGGCAAGCCACCCAAGGAGUGUGGCAUGCUUCCUGCUGCUCUCUGCAGGUGGAAGUCUGUUGUUGAAGACAAAAUCUCCAACUUCAAGCCCGGUAUGCCUCACGCCCUCGGUGGCUGUGGGGGUCGCAAGCCUCCUCACAAGCUGCCAGGCCACAUCAGACCUCACCUUGAGAUGCACCCUGACGUCGAUGCCCGUCCUGACCGCCAUCACCCUCACGGCCCUGGUGCUCAUCCCCGCCCUCACCACGGUCCCCACGGUCCUCAUCACCGUCCUCAUCACCACAGACACCACCAUCUCCUCCCUGCCUUUUUCCACGGAUUCGUUGCCGUUCUGAUUCCUGUCAUGGCCGGUGUGACUAUGGGCAUGGUCGUCAGCCUGAUCGGCAUGCUCGUUGGUCGCUUGAUCUCGUUCUUGUGGAUCAAGUUCGGUCGCGGAGGUCAGCGCGGCUACGCUAGUGUCGCUCAAUCCGAGCAGGACACCGAGAACGCCGAGAAGGGCGUCGUCGUUGUCGAGAGCAAUGUCGACGAAGAACCUCUUCCCAAGUAUGAAGAUGCGCCUGCGUAUGAUGAGAAAGACCUUAAGUAG